UGGAGAGAGCAGUGGAGAGGGAGGGGGAGCGAGCAGGGGGAGAGAGGAUAUCUGCCGAGCUCCUGAAUGGAAGCUGCUGACAGUCGGCUUGUUCUGGCAGCGGCGAGGAACGUUAGCGGGACAGCGAGGGGCCGCCGGGGACAGGGCAGGCGCUGGGGACCCGGGGAUCGAUACGGCACAGGGAGCGGGCGGGAUUCCCCCCCCCCCCCCGACCCCAAACUCCCACUCCCCCGAAUGCAGACCCGCGCCCGGCCACGGCUCACGGCUGGAGACACUAAAGCAUGCUGGAUGUCAACCUGCUCCUCACAAGCUGUAGGGUAACUGCCAGCGUCCUGAGGAGGCUCCCGGCCGUGACCAUGGGCACGACUGGCAUCACCAUCGAGGAGGUGCGCGCGCAGGAGGGCAAGGAGGAGCGAGAGGAGUCCAUACUGGCCCUGCUGGGCAUCGUCGGCACCUUCCUCAACCUGUUCGUCAUCGUCUUCGUUUACAUCUACACCACCCUGUGAAGGGUUACCGACCCCCUCUCCCCCCGCCCCCCUUCACCUCCCUCUCCCCACCACACCCCCGCCCCCCUCCCCCUCCCCCUGGGACAGCGGGAGAGCGGCGGACAUGACGGGCCGUCGCCCCCGGAGACGGGCUCCGGACCGGGCCGGGGGAGACCCAGAGGGACCGGCGCCGGGGAGAUAACAUUCGGCUGGCAGCGCGCCGGGAAGGGGGGCCGGACUGCGGUCUCCCAACACGCCCCCCCCACCUCCCCCAAAAACCCCCCUCCACUCCCGCCUGGACCCAGUGACUUACAGGGGUUGAGACUAUAAACUGAGAAAAAGACGUUCUUUUUAAACUGGAUUAUAAACGCAUUUUGGAUUAACUGACUGAGAGCGGACAGCGAGUCAGAAUGACACGCGCGCGGUGUCGCCGUGGAUACGGGACAGCCUCGCCGGAGGGACUGUGAGGCUCGGCGCAGAACCCAAACCGUCAGGGACUGGUGUUUUUCUUUUUUUGUUGCUGUUUUUUUUGGGAGCGCUCGGCAGACGUGGGACCGUACCGUUUCCCUGACAACCGGGCGCCCGAGGAGCUUUGCAGAGAGUCACCCGCGUGUGUCCAAAAGCCACGGCGGAGUUUACCCCCCCCCUCACUCCCCACCACCCAAAAACAGCUCUGGGGAAAGAGAGGGCAGCGACGCUUCCUUAUUCUUUGAUUUUUUUUUUUUGAUGUCCGUAUUUCAAGACCAAACCAGAGAGCGGGAGAUCUGCAAUAAGGAGAAGGAAAAAGGACGGAAGAGAAAGAUAUUUUUAUAUGGAGGGGAAAAAGAAAAAAAAAACUGGCUGGCUGUGGAGAUGAAUUUGGCACAGAGAGACGGGGUAGUGGGGGCCACUCUCCGCCCCCCCCCCUGGGAAAAGGACCGUGUUGCAAAUACCCAACACGACCGACCGUCCUAACACCGGUGCGGUCUGGAUUAGCGUCUGCCGCGCGGGGAAGCUCUUCGUACUGUGUGCGCUCUCUCCUGGUUCCAGAGCUGUGUCAGCGGCGCGUUUCUGUACAGAGCAGGAGAGGCUUUUUAUAAAUACUAUGAAUAAACUCUAGAUGUACUGUGUGCAAUAGGUGAAUCUGACCAAUAAAAAUGCGACUGUGUCAACGAGAGACGCGUGGCUGUGUUGAUGGGGGAUCUGCGGCCGAGCUCUGGCGCGCGCGGGGGGUUGGCUGUUUUGUUUUGCGUUUUU
This is a messenger RNA of Anguilla rostrata (American eel), 1721 nucleotides long. Its product is annotated as protein TUNAR-like. NCBI's taxonomy places the organism in Eukaryota, Metazoa, Chordata, Actinopteri, Anguilliformes, Anguillidae. The record is from RefSeq and is a predicted model, not a curated record. The coding region runs from base 282 to 506 and encodes 74 amino acids. The transcript has 2 exons.